GGCGGCUGCGGAGCCCACGGAUCCGGGCGGCUGAGCCUGCUGUAACGUAGACGGAUGACACAGCCCCUUUCCUGUCUCCCAUCUGCAGCGGGAGUGAGGAGAUGCCCAUGUUCACAAUGAGAAGGGUUACCCAGGCCCUGCCUCUACUGUGGUCGCCGCUUUGUUUUGGGAUGUCUUAGCACAGAUGGCUCUCUAAGGGUGACCAUGGCCACGAGGGUAGAGGUCAGCCCACUAGCGUCCCUAACGUCUGUUCCCAAUUUAAAUGAGAUCGCCAAGGAUGACAAACUGCAGACGACCUACUAUCACCCUGUCAGCAAGGCCCCAGCCUCUUCUCCAGUGAUGGUGUUGGCAGGGUCGAGGAAUCUUGGGACUCCAUCGAGAGCACUCCCUAUGCCUCGGCUUUCCCCCAGACCAUUUUCUAAGGAGAACCCUUUGGAUAUGUUUGCAAAUGUGAAAUCUCCCAUCACAUCCGUCAAGCCUGGCACUCUCACUACCAGGCCGCUCACAUAUAGCAAGUUUGAGGACUCAUCUGCUGCUAAGGCUUUGGAUGAAAACAUGCCUUCCUUGGUUGAACCAAUGAUGGAUGAGGGGGGAGGCCUGAGCCCAAAUGUAAUAAAGCCCUGUAAUAAACCCCUGCCCCAAACCAUGCACAGCCAAAACACCAUCAUUCUUUUUGAAACGGCUGGCCCUGCCAAGUCCAAGGCAGAUCCCAGCUCUGGAAAGUGGACGGGUAAGGAGCAAAAGGUAGACAGUGUGACCCAGCUCCAAGGACAGUUGCCCAGUUCCAAGACCGAGACUAUGGCCAAACCUGCAGUACCACCUCGGAAACCUGCAGGGACUCUCCAGAGGCAGGCGUCUUUGUCUUCUGACGAAAGGCCGGCUGUGUUGAAAUCUUGGGAGAAAGGGGAGGAAAAGGAGCCCCUGGCAUCCCCUGGCAUCAAGAAUGAAGGAGGCCACCCAUCCUCAGAGGCCUGGCCAAGGGCCAAGCGGAGGCCUGUCUCAGCUAUAUUCAUCGAGUCUCUCCAAAAUCCAAAGCCCAGCCCUUUAGAAACCCCCGGGGGGAAAGUGCCACCUCCUCCCCCAGAGAAAUCAUGGGUCCGGAAACCUCGGCCCUUGUCUGUGGAUCUCACGGCCAGGUUUGAAAAUAAGGACAUCCUCUCUAAGAAGGUUGGCAGUCCUGUGGAGAUGAGCAAGGAGAAAGGGCUGAGUGUGGGUUCCAGUGACAGAGGGAAUGGAGAAGAGAGGACAGAGCCAUUGGACAAGGCUACACCCUUGAAGCCUACGUUGAGAUUGAAGGAACAGGGUUUGAAUGUCCCAGACUUGAAAAACAAAGUUAGGGAACAGAGUCAGAAAAUUAUCUUUAGGUCGAUGGAGGCCUGUUCCUCUGAAACAUCUACAGACCUGGCCGAGUCCUCGGUCAGAAAAGGGUGGAGCCCCCUGGAAGAGAAGGCCAAACAGGAGAGGGACCCAGAUCACAAGGAGGUCGAGGGACCAGUUUCUUUGCUUAGAUCAGAAAAAAGUCCGGGACUUGCAGAGGGAAAAAACCGAGCAGCUGAGGGGAAUGGGAGGCUGACCGAAGGAGACAGCCCUGGAGGGGGAGAGUGGGUAUCAAGGGGGAGCGUCAAAAAGCGAGUCACUCUCUUUGGCUCAGAAAGCUUCUCGCCUCGGUCGAGCACUGAGGCUCCCGCUCCGGCUGCCGAGAAGGAGAGAGGCGGUGUGAAGGUCCAGGACCGAAUCAAAGAGUGGACGGUGGAGAGCCCCGAGGUGCUCCGUGAGAGCAGGAGGCGGUCCUUCCAGGCUAGGCCCCUGUCUGCUGACUUGACCAAAGUGUUCACAAGGCCAGCUUUGGAGAGUGAGUCAAGACUUGAGAAGGUCCUGGCACCGAGUGGUGAGCUUCCUCAAGAAAGCCUUCUCCAGGAAAAGAACAGAGAAGGGCACAUUUUGCUCAGAACGGAUUUGAAUGGAGCAUCUGCUGGGAGAAACCAGUGGAAGCCUGUGAAGCCCUGUGAGAAAACCGGACAGGGUGAACGGAAAUUGAGCUCCAGCAACGAGACAGAUAGCUCCCUCUUCCCAAAAGAGGAUUCCACCGUGGCGCCCCAUCGGCCUGAAGCCACCAUGGCUGAAGAUGAUGGAGACUUUCAGACUGUCUGGGCAACUGUGUUUCAAUCCAACGUGAUGAGGUACCGCAUGGCUGACCGUUCCUUCCUGACAUCCUCCAAUGAGACAGCCAGAAAAGGCAGCGAGGCACCUAGCCUAGAGGCAGAGAAAACAUCUUGGUUAGGGAAGGGGUUGGGGGACAAGGUGAAUGUCAGAACUGAGAAUUCAAAGUGGGCAGAGAAACCCUGGAGUAGCAUCCUGCCGGAUGAAGAAAAAAGUCCAAUUAAUGCCGCCCUAUUGGAAAAACAUCCCGGGGGCGAAAGAUGGAAUGUCUCCUCUGUGAAGCAAAUGGGAAAUAGUCGCGCUCACCAAAGAAGUGAGCCAAGAUAUGACAUCGUACAUAUGACUGGGGAAAGGAUCCUCAGUGAGGCUGUGGUGACAGCCCCCGAGGAACAGGCCUUGACCCUUAGAACUAACAAGCAGUGGUCUUCUCAGAAGCAGGGCUCUCGGAGUGAGGGUCUGAGCAUGAAGCAGCAGGGUAGGCUGGACAUGAAAAUGGCACCCUCCCAAGCCUCUAGUUCAGUUGGGGAAGCCCGAGAGAGCCUGGAAACAGCUACCUCUAAGUCUGAAUUCCAGGAACCCAAGAAUGUGUUGGGUGGGAGCUCCCUGCUGCCCAACAAAAUAGUUGAGAAGCCCUAUUUGGUAAACCAGGACAAGGCCCCUGGGAUCACAGGUGAUGAAAAAGCUUCUAGGUUCCCCCGGCAGAUUGCCAAGGAAAGGGAAAGUCCAACCCAUGUCUCUGAGACCGUGGUGGUCAGAGCAGCACAUAUAAGUCCUUAUAAUGUACAUCCGGGGGUCAGUUCAGUGGAAAUGAACAGGCUUGGCUCUCAAAGUCCAGUGGAAGGCAGGAGCCAGUUUCAUGAUUAUUUAGAUAGCUCUCAUCCCAGGGCCACAGCUAAAGAAGAAUCCUUUGACCUCAGAUCAGGAAAACACUUAGGUUCAAGGUCCAUGAGAAAAGAACCUUUAAUAACAGGUGAAGCAAGUGAAUGGAGCCAGUCCCCAACCCCAGAGCCGGAAGCCAAAGUCAGGAAGUCGGGUAGUGUAGAUCUGAAAGUGGCAGAAAGAUGGCGACGGAGGACGUUGCCUCAUGAUGUGAAGUUUGACGAAUUUGUCUCAUUUGCCCCAGAGCCGGCCAAGAGGCUUGGGAGACGAGCUGACUCUCUAUCCCCCAGUGACACCUACUUCAAAAAGAGUCGGCACACCCAAGACGGGCCAGAUUCGAAGGAGUCAAGUCGGAGUGUGCCACAGGAUGCAGCCCCAAAGCUAGAGUCGCCUCGGGAGCCCAGGGAGACCUAUUUUGCUGUGACAUAUCAGAUCCCUGGGGAUAAAAGAGACUAUAAUGUGGACAGUUCUGUUUAUGAAAAUAGGAAGGCCUCUUCACUUGACAGAGAUGAGCCAGUCAGUGUCCAUAAUUCUAGAAAACUCAGCUUUUUGUCUGAAUCAUCCCCAAACUCCAGGUUAGCUCCUUCAUACCCCAGAGACCCAUCAGAAAAUUUUGAUAGGAAAAAUUGGCAGGCCAAAGAGAGGGAACAGGAAAACCUCAGUUUUUCUAAGAGCCCAAAGCCCAGUGACCAGCCAGUUCUGCCUGGGGAGAGAAGGACGAGAUAUGCUGAUGGCAGAGUGAUCGAUGUGGAUGCUUUGUCAGUUAACCAAAGGUCAGGAAAUGUCAGCACCCCCAGUGACCCCAAAGAGGAUGGAGGCAAGAGGUCUUCCAGAACUUCUGAGCAUUGUAUAUAUUCAUCAAAGAACAGUGACCUCCCAACAAGAAGGAAGCAGGGUGAUGCCCAUGAGUCACUCAGGGCCAAAGCUGAAGACGGUUACAGGUCGAGUAUCCUUGACAUAGAUGCCCUCAUGGCUGAAUACAAAGAAGGCAGUGAGCCCAGGGACUGGAAGGAGGAAAGAGUACCUGCUAGCCAUGGUGGGUUUCAGUGGGAGAGGUCAGGCACCAGGAUUUCUGCAGAUCACCAGAGGUAUGACUGGAGGGGCCAGAAGGAGCCCCAGGAUCAUAUGGGUUUCAGGAAGUCAGUGAAUCUCCCUGGGCAGCAACACCACAGGCCGGAGGAAUCUGGCUCCAUGACGCCUUCUGGACCUGAAAUAAGCAAGGAAAAGACUGAGUCCUCCACUCAUGAACUGAGUAGACAGAAAGCUCCCAGCACCAGAUUCACCCCUCUGCUCUGGGGCAUGCCCCAGUCUGAUCUUUCUGAACAGUCACCUUCUGACUCCUGGAAGAAAAUACAGGCUGAGGAUGAGAAAAAGGAUGUGGCGUCUGCUAACAAGCCACAAAACACCAAAUGCAGGAGUUACAGGGCUGAGGCAAACACCACUUUACUUGAUAUUAAAAACAUAGAAGUAAGCUUGCCUCCCAAGACUUCCCCUGUUGCUCAUGAUGCCAUCUUAUUUGAGGAUGAAGUCUGGGCUCCCCGAAACUCUGUGGGGAAAAGGGAGAAGGUGGCCUCACUCCAUGGGAGAACUAAAGUCAGGAGAGGGGACUAUGAUUCAGACUUUGGAAACAUCAAGCGUACUUAUUCAGAAAAGACAGCCCCUGCUGCAGUUCGAGAGAAUCUGUCGCUCAUGCAGGAGGCCCGAGAACGAAGGAGAGAUCUGUUGAAAGCCCAGAAGAGUCUCCCAGGGGAAAAUCUCGAGAGCCCGGUGGUCUACAAGGAAUUCCCACACUGGGAAGCAAAAUCCAGUGAGGAUCAUAAGGUGCCACAGGACACUGAAAAAGAGAGAGUCCGGCCUGCUACCAAUAAAUCCCCCCUGAGAGGUUUCACUCCUACACCUGUCCCCAGGAGAAGUCACAGCUUCAGCAAAGACAAGAAAAUUGAGCCUUUUAUGGAUCAGCUCAAACAGUGUUUCGCAAGGCAGCCCCCGGAGGCCAAGGACACUGACACGCUGGUUCAGGAGAGCGAUAGCCAGUAUGGGACUUGGAAUGAUCCUCGGCAGAGUGGGGAGAGCUUUGCUCCCGAGUCUCCCUCUCCCGACAACGUCACCUCAGCCCGAAAACAGCCUCCCAGCAGCCGGCUUUCUUCCCUGUCAUCUCAGACGGAGCCUGCGUCCCCUGCGGACGCCGGUGACUCCUCCAGGGACCAGAGGAGCACGAGCUUGGACCGCUCCAGCACAGACUUGGAUUCAACCGAUGGGACGGAAGGAGCCCCUGCUUCAGACGCCGGCCCUGAGGGGAAGGUGGAUGACUUCUCCUUUAUCAAUCAAACCUCGAUCUUGGACUCCAGCGCCCUGAAGGCCCGUGCCCAGCUCAGUAAGAGGAAUCGGCGCCGGGCCCCCAUCUCCCACUCCCUCAGGAGAAGCCGGGUCAGCGAGGCUGAGAACCCGUUCUCAUUGGUGGAGGAGACUGACAGCGCUUGGAUGUUUAAGGAUUCCACAGAAGAGAAGUCGGUCAAGAGGGAGGAGUCGGAUGAAGAGGAGAAGCCGUCCAGGGCAGAGAGGACUCCGGUUAACCAACCCCAGCGGCUCCCCAUCUUCCCAGGGGUGGAUCCUUCUGUGCUCAAGGCUCAGCUUCGGAAGCGGAAUGAGUCAGACAGCCCCGGUGAAGGCCAGCUGUCCAAGUCUCCCAAAUCCCCCUUCCAGCCUGGAGGCCUGGGCAGUCGUGUGUUGCCCUCCAGUGUGGAGAAGGAGGAGAGGUCAGAAGAAGCGUCUCCACAGUGGCUGAAAGAUUUGAAAUCCAAGAAGCGGCAGAGCCAGUACGAGAAUCAAGCUUGAAAAGGUAAACGAGGAUGCUGAAGUCUCAUUAACAGAAGCCUUAAUUGUCCAAACCCGAAGACAGAAGUCCUGGGGCUCUUUGUUUCCUGCCGCCACGGUUAGGUGCCUGACGGGCCACGAAAGCUGCUUAAUGUUCCCAACCCCAGAAGGGAAGAAGCUCUUGGUUCCUAAAGGGAAGGAGAAUCACCGGGGAGGAGCUUGAAGCCAGAGCUGGUCCUCCUGAGAGUCUCCCCUGAUUGCCCUUCAGGGGUGGGGAGCACGUUUUCUCUGUUCUUUUGUUUUUUGGUUGGUCUUUUUUUUUCUAAGCAAAAACCCUCAUGUCCACUCACUUCAGAUAUCCCCAGCAGCCUCAGAGACAAAUGCCUCCCUUGCACAUCUGCCCGGGAUGGGGUGUGAGCAGACUGGCACUGUCUCACUGGUCUCUGGACCUAUCUGAAUUGUAAUCGUGCCCAUUCUCUCCUCACCGUGCCGUAAUCCCUGCUGGAAAAAAAAAUCGUUUCCACAGGGCAUGAAAGCCCAAUGGGCUUCCUGCCAUGCCCGCGGCCCACAGGGUACACUGCUGAUUCUGUAAUAUAGUGGUUUUUGAUCAAUACUUCCACUGGUUUCUUACCCUCAGCGAUUUGUAGGCCUGAUUGUAAAAUGCACCGAUGAAUGGAGGUCUAGCCUGGCCACGGGAUGUGUCCACGUCAGCGGUGCUGGACCAACCGCUUCAUUGGAAUGCUAUUUUCUGGUCUUUAGAGGGAGGGGGAGGGGGACCAAGCAAUAAUUCCGUUGAUUCUCAUACCUAUCUGACGUGUAGAUGGAGGCAUGUGUGAUGUAUGGAGUUGGUCUCAUGUCUUCAAACAUCUCAGGUUACUCCCACCCAGUUAUUUUGGUCAUUGUCUUUGUAAAUACCAGUGUCUUUUUCUUCCUUCCCUUCUGAUCUGAUUUUGGUGGGUUAACCGAUCUCCCUGGGGUCUCUAGGCUUCUCUAGGCUGUUCUGCUGCCCAGAACCACAGCCAUAUGGGCCCCAGGUUAGCAAGUGGGAUGAACCUUGGCUGGCUGGUAUUCUCUCUUUCUGGAGCCAUUUCCAUUGUCAGCAUCUCCAGGUUCCAUAUGCAGUUGCAUUUUUCAUUUCUUAUCUAUCCUGCCCAGUUUUUUGUUGUUCUACCCUAAAAAAGUGCUCUUUUCAAAAAAUAAACCCAAAUAUAGAGAAGAACGGACUCCCUGAGAUUCUCACCCUGUCCGAGGACUAGAGCUGAGGGAGGGAUGGAGAGACUGGUCUAAGAGGUUGCGGUUUCACUUUGUCCACUCCUUUUCCAAAGCAAAAAUGUCCAUGAACUGCUCUCCUCUACAAUCUCUAGGGAUACUGGGUUCCCCCCAAACAUCUGCCUUUUGGGUAUGUAAGCUUUCCCUAAUAGCCCCCCGGACCCUGGCAUCCCCUCCUACCUGACACCCAAUAUCCCAGCUAACCCACGGGGACUGCCUGUACACACAGCCAUUUAGUGGGCCAUAAGCAGCCACAAACUUUGUGCCAACCCCAUUUAAAAGAAACCAUGAAGAGGCAAAUGCCAGCAGCUUGCACAGCCACAGAGCAUCGUGGGGCCGAAGUCUUCUGAGAUGUAAUGGAGUACAAUACAUUCUUUGGCCCCACCCCAGGAAUGAGAGUGGACUCUCAACCUCCGUAUGGAUAACUUGAACAUACACAUCUCUGCCUUGUGUGAUGGGAGGAAGACAAAAGGUGCCAGGAAGUCUGUAUUUCUCCCAUCCCCUUGAGUUCAUGGUCAUUGAACUCCCAGCAAUGGAUUCCUGGUGAAACCUUCCCCCGCCUUCCUCUCCCUCCUUUCCAGUUGAAGAAUAUUGAUGCUCUAGAUUUCCAGGCAAGGACAAGGAUGUGGGAUGAGAUCAUUCUAUUUAACCCGUCUGCUGGACCCCGUUAAGAGAUACUGUUGACUUUUCUUCCACAUUCGGUUGUGUCUGAACCCUACAUUAUGCAUUUGCUUUAUGGAGGCCAGUGUUCUUUUCACACUUACUUUGGUGUUUGCCCAACAACCAACUGCUCCGUUGCCAGUUAGUGUAUAUUUAAUGGGGGCUGUCCCCCAAGGGACCUCAUGUUGGAGAUGACCUCUCCAUGGAGAGCACAGCUCUGAGGAUCCUAUAAUAGCUGUGUACAGGUAACUCCCAUGUUUCAGAAGUAAGUGCAUUCAGAGAAAGGUGUCUGUUUAGUAAGGAGUCCUUCCCCCCCCCACACACACAUCCCCCCUCCAGCUAUGUGUUCAUUUUAAGUCCUAAUUUGUAUCUUUCCUCAUGCAGCAAUGUAGAAAUAGUCAGCCCUGGAGGGCUUUUCCAGUCAACAGUCUCAUUAAAUGGCUCCCACAUUAGCUCCUCAGAGAAUUCUCUCCAUUAGCUGCUGUGUUUACAUUUCCAGUUUGAGAUGAGAUCAAGGGGCACUUGGCUGCACUGAACCCACAUUGGGAUGUGGCUCUCGGUGUUUGGUCAGUGUGAUGACAUCCACUGGACAGUAUUUUAAUUGGGAGUAAGAAAUGUCGCUCAUUCCAAACCUCACAGACCUGCAGAGUGAGUUUCACGUCCAGGAAGAAAAGCUCCAAUUCCUUCUUGGGAUUCACCAUCCAAAUUCAUGGCAAAAGAACUGUCCUUUGGGACUUUACCUCGAAAGUCCCUCGUUUUGAAAACUUCUGGUUUUCAGCCAUUUCCCUAAUGCUGCUAAAAAGAGACCAUUGCUCAUGGCUAUGAGAUACACCCCUCUGCUUUAAUGUUUGGCCUUUGCCGAUGCAGCAGCGAGGGUGCUUAGAAAGCCCUCAACAGCCCAGCGACUGGUCCAAUUCUGAUUUAGCUAGGACAUAACUAACUUUGGCUUACCUCUCUGUCAAAAUGGGCCUUGGGCAUCAGGGCUAGACUGGGAGCUGUCUCCAUGACUUCCUAGGCAUAUCCGCUAGUUUUAUCUCCAGGCAUGGGCCCUGUUUGGAAGUUUGGCUUUUGUGUAGAAUGGAAGCUUGAAUGCUUUAAAAGGUUUCAGUCAUUUUAAAGGCAAUUUAGCUGUUUUCCUCUUGAUUAAUACCUCCAUGGUAUUCAGUGACUCUUCCAGAAGCCAUAUUGAGAAUGUGAAAUCACUUUCACCUGCAAGCUUUCUGUUCCAGUCUUUCUUCCAUCUUUUGGCAACAGCCAACUAGUGGGAGCUGUUGGUCCCAAUGGACAAGAGAUCUUUGUCCUUUACAGUUGUCUGCCAUCUAAACUUUGGGACUCUGGCCUGGGAAACCCCAAUGGGAAUCUCGAACCCUGCAAUAAUAUGGGUCCCAAUUGGGACUCUAUGGUUUCCCGAGAAAUUCUGCCAAAACAGAAACCUCAUGUUGCAGGCAUGAAAUUUAGUUUAUUUUGAGCCCAAGAGCCCAGGUUGUUAAUUGCCUGGUGAAACAGCCAUCAACUUGGGAUGAUUUCCAAGCCCCAAAGACCAUGAUACCUGGUUUUUUGUAGCAAUCCCACUCAUCCUUCAUGUGGUCUCCAUGAAUGUCAUCUUUCUGCUAUGUCGUUAGAGAGAGAGAGAGAGUGUGUGAGUGAGAGAGUGUAGAGGCCAAGCUAUUGGACUCUGAGGUCCCUAAACAUAAUCAGUUGAGCAAGCGAUUCCAAGAAGCCCUAGAAAGAAAUUGUCUGGAAGAAACCCCAGCUCUCCAAACCAGCUACUGGCUGCCUUAUCGAUUGAUGUUUUUAAUCUUUUAGCAGAGGCUCUCUGGUGCAUAAUUACAAAUAUGCAGAUCCUUAAGUGUGCAAUAGAUAACCCCAGAAACUCCUCGAUUGGGGCCCAGGGAGAGGAGGGAAAACAUGACUAAAUUCUGACCUAAAUGUUUUCAUCAAGGACUCCUCAGGCCACGUCUCUUCUGCCUCUUGGAUUUUGGGAAAUGAGUCCCUAGUGAAAGUAAAGACAUGAAUAGAAUGACCCUCUCCACCCCAAAUGCUUCCAGUGGCUCAGCCCAAGAGCAGGCAAGCCCAUUGGUUGGGUCACUGGCUCUUUAAAAUUUUGUUUGGUUUUUUCCAAUGUGUGAUUUGGAGGAACAGCAGCAAGAUACCAAAUCUAUCUCUUAACUAUUUGGGGAUCAUCCCUUUAAAAAUUGACCAAGCUUAAAUGGGAGGGGAGGUUGGGGUAAAGAAGAGAAGUCACCCCAAAGUAUCUCAAUGUGCCUUUUUCUUUAUACUCCACAGCUAAAAAUCCCCAUGGUAUGUGUGGCUGGACCAUAAUGUCAGGAGAACAGCAUUGGAGAAUGGCUAGAAAUGAGAGGUCCAGGAGGGAUCCAAGUGUAGCUUUCUGGUGUUCUCAGCAUGAAGGUGGGGAGGGGCCCAACCCCCAAUCUUCCCUAGGCGGUGGGCAUCUAUCCUUAACUGGCUGGCAGUUAAUGGCUCCCAAUGAAUGAGGUGGGUGGUCCUGUGCCAAGAAAGGUGAUGCCCAAGUCUGAACGGGACCAGUGCUCUGGGCAGGCAAACCCAGUACCUGCCAAAUGGUUGUUGGGGUAUGCCCAUUACUAAGGGAGGAGUCAUUCCAUCCAAGAAGAAGAGACUGUGAACAAGUCCAUGUUUGGACCCAAGACGUUGAUUUCUGAGCACAGCUCUGGUGUUGACCUGUGGAGCAGGAGAUGAAGGCUGGUGGGGAUAUUCCAGUGCUAAACUCAGGAAAUGGAGUAGAGGAGAUUUCUAGAAUGUUAGUUCUUAAAAGGAGAAAAAGGCCAGGGCUCCAAAGAGAUGCUCCUCCCAUCUCCCCUCUCUUUCCCCUUCCCCAAAGCACUUGGGAGAUCAUUUCUGGAAUGCACACUCCAAAUUCUUGGAAAUGGGAAUUAACCCAGUUUCCUAUGGGGGAGAUGGGGGUGAGGAGGAAGGAGGAAGAGAGCAGCGGUCCCUGAUUUCAGCAGCCUGUGCUCUCCCUGCCAGCUGUGUCCCAGCAUAUUAGAGUGACUGUACAGAGCAUCUGUUCUUUUUUGAUAAUCUCAUUCCAGAUAGCCUUAUAGUCCCUGUAAAUAUGGAGCACCCAAAAUUAAUAUAUUGUGUUAGAGAAAAUAUUUUGUAUCACAUUUCUUUGCUAAGUAAUGCCACUCUCCUCAGUAACCCAUCCUUGUAUGAAUAUGACUCCCCAGAAUGCUUUGUCAGGUUUUUAAAAAUAUAUAUAUAUAUAUAUAUAUUAUAUUUUCUAAUAUUUCUGCCGUGAUCAUUCCUCAGAGAUUUAGGCAGUGACAGCAGAUGGAAAUUGAGUUCUGCUCGAAAAACAAUUCCAUUGUCCCAGCACCCUUGCUUUUUAUAGUUGCCUUAUGGGCAAGCAGGCUAGCUCUGUGAACUCUGAACCAAUCGAAUCCAACUCACGGGCACUUUAGAUAUUCUAGAAAGGACCCCCAGUCAGGUUAUAGAGAACACAUCAGUACACAAAGGCCUAUAUUUUUAAUGUCAAAUGAAAAGAGUCUAUCUUUACUUCGGGAUGCUAGCAGUUUUUUUUCCAGGAGUUCCUUUGCCCUACAAAGUAUUGGAUGUAAAGAAGUCCUUUUAUAUUUUACCACAGAAGAAUUUCCUAUUCAUAGAAAAGAAAGCUGUUUUGAAAAUGUGAUCCAGGACUGCAAUAAAGAGAUGAGCUAAAGAAAUGAGGGCCUCAUCCUGUGGGUCUUUGCAUGUAUAAAAAAUGUUGCAUUUGAACUAUGAACAUAGAAAAUAAAGCUUUGAAGCCAGUUGUAUUUAA
This is a messenger RNA of Trichosurus vulpecula (common brushtail), 11581 nucleotides long. Its product is annotated as KIAA1671 ortholog. Lineage: Eukaryota; Metazoa; Chordata; Mammalia; Diprotodontia; Phalangeridae. The coding region runs from base 205 to 5874 and encodes 1889 amino acids. The transcript is spliced from 13 exons. The record is from RefSeq and is a predicted model, not a curated record.